Molecule: messenger RNA, 292 nt
Organism: Symbiodinium necroappetens
Lineage: Eukaryota; Dinophyceae; Suessiales; Symbiodiniaceae
Source: the annotation of a GenBank genome assembly
GUUCCUUUACCUCCUAGACUUGCACCUGGAGCGCCAUAUCUACUUCAGCGACGAGACCGUUGUUGUCGAGAACACGGAGGGUGAGGACAUGUACAUCCUGUACAGUGGGGCAAUGGAAGUGAAGGUGAAGGGCAUCACAGUUGGAAAGCUAGAAGGUGGGAUGUUCUUCGGGGAGAUGGCCGUCCUUGGCUUGGUCAAAAAAAGAUCUGCCACGAUCAUUGCGAAGACCCUGUGCGAUGUGCGCCUUCUCUCAAGAAGGUCUUUGGAAGAGGCUCUUAGCGAGUUUCCAGAG